CUCUGGCCCCGGAUGAGGAAGUGCAGUGGGGAGGGAGGGGAAGACCAUAGAGACAGCGAAGCGCUAGCGGCCCGAGCGCCCCCCCCCCUCCACCACCACCCCGGGGGCCUCGGAGUUGGAAUCGGCGGGGGCUGCGUAUGCCGGGCCCGGCUUGGCAGGACGGUACGGGCCGCGGAGCAGGCCGCAGGUGUGAAGCGGUCGAUGUGAAGGACUCCGCUCCGCAAUCUCAUCUGCCCUCAUGCUGUCAUCUGGAAUAGAGACUCAGCCAGUCCCGCUUGAUUCCUCCAUGUCUGCCGCGGUGCAGGAAAUAUACUCCGAGCUUCCAAUAAGUGUCUCCAAAGAGCUUCAUGUGGACCCUGAGCCCAGUGUGAUUCCGGAUGUCAAACCUGGACUGGCCAGAUCUCUUACAAGUGAGAGGAGGGCAUUGCCCUUGGAGCUGCAGAGGACUCAUGCAGAAACUUGUAGUGAAGAAACCUCUGAGACUUUGGAUCAUGGGGACAAGACUGGGCAGCAUGGGCUAGUGGACCCCACAGCAAGAGAAUCUGUGUCCUCUGGGAUCUUGGAUGGGGAAAAAAGAACCAAGAGCAUGGAGCUAAAGGUCUUCAGAGAUCAAAAGGACCAGGCGGAGGUUAUCAGAGAUCUCUGUGAGAGAGCAAAGGAAGAGCCAUGCCAACAUGCCUUGGCCACUAGAGCAAAGAUCAGCCCAAAGCAGGAGAAUCUCCUGAUGCAAUCCAGUAAAGAAAUUUUAUGUACAGACCUCCCUGAAGAUUUUCUAAGGAACAGAGAAGGAAAUGUACAGAUUACAACAGAAACUCUGCCAAAAUCUCCUGGAGAUGGACAAGGUAUGACGGUCAGUGGGACUGAGAUGGAUAGCGAUGGACACAAGAACAGCUAUGUGAAUAAAGGUCUCUCUACAGGGUGCAGCGAAUACCCAGAAGCAGAUAAAAUCAUGACCAGUGGUGCAGUUUCAGAAGCCAAAACUUUAGUUUCUAUAGAACCUUUAAUCUGUGCGGACCCUCAAUUUAUAGAAGCUCCAGGGCGUGGGGCCGUUUCCCGAAUGGGCCGUGGGAAGGAGGAGCUGUGUAGUCUCAGCCAGAUCUGCAGAGCAGAUGACAGGCACCAGCAAGUUCUUGGCCACCAUAAGGAAAAAAGCAGAUGUGCACAUGAUAGCGCCAUGGCCAUGGGAAAUGGAGAUGCCAGAAAGCCCUUGGAAGAAGUUUCAUAUUUCACACCAUAUUUGUCUGGCCCAGAAUCCAGAACAAAACCUUUUGAAAAAUGUGAUCUUGAAGGGAGUGGUUUGACCAAGGAGUGUGCUGAACAGCCAUGCCAAGAAGAUCAGAGCAGGAGCUCAGCUUGUGAAAGACAAAGGGAAGACCAGCUUGGGGACAGGAGCAGUAGAGGGGAGCUCCUUGUCUGUAGUGUCAGGCAGCAAGAAAAGGACGGGGCCAGUGGUGGUUCUGAUGAAAAAGAGACUGCUGAUUUUCCAAAAGAACAGGUACCUAGUAACUGUUGCCUUCAACAUAAAGGGAGCUCCAGUUCUUUUACUGACGCCACAGAAAUAAUGUUUAAAAAAGGUGAUCUGAAAAUUACUUUAGACGUUGAAGAUAAUUUGACAAACUCUGAGGACCAUAGGAAAACUGUUACUUUUGUGAGCCAUCCAGGCACACAUUCUCAGAAAAGCAGCUUUGAAGAGCCAGCACAGCCAGCCAUGAUGUUAAAUGAAAAGAUUUGCGGCAAAGACUGUACCUCUUUAGUUGGCUGCCAGAGAAAUCUGCAAAGUGACACUCAACCAAAUGAGUCAUCAUGUAAUGAUUUUCUGUCUGAAAGAAGACACCAUGUGAAUUUAAUGUCAGAAGAUCAGAUAAAUUCUGUACCUAAUGAGUCAUCCAAACCCCAGAAAGAUCCUGUUCAGUUACCACUGUCUCCAAAUGUGGCUGAUAGACUCACACCAGAAGCUGUACAGACCUCACAGGACAGUGUCUCACCUUCAGAUGAACAGAUCAUUGCCUGUGAGAUGAGAGAACGUUCUUGCACCAGUGAGCUGGUUAUAUACAAAGUCGAAGAUGAAUGUGGUUUAAAUCAACAAGUGUCCCUUAAUUCUCAAGACCAUGUGACAUUGUCAACUGACUCUCUACUAAGUAUAAAGAGAGAAAUGCCUUUAGCGACAAAGAAGGAUGCUCUGCAGGGCCAUCCUCCGCCCAUAGAGAAUGGAGCAGAUGUCAUCACUGGCACCCAGACCAUUCUCACAAGGACCAAAAUGGAAGACAUUUGUCUGCAAGGGGACAAAAUGUGUGACACCUCUUCACAUGUAAACUCCAAACCAGGAAGCCCAAAAGGGCGUAAAGAAAUGGCUGAUUCAGGAACAGAGGGUCUGCUUCCUAGGUUCCUCUUAAAUGCAAAAGAAGCUGCUAGCCUUCCCCAAGAAGUCUUUGUCGCCGAAUGUCAAAAUGUUCAAUCUCAGGAUCUCUCCAGCUGUCUCUGUGUAAGAAGAAAUGCACCUGGGGAGAAUGUGUGUUCUGCGCCUUCUGUUUUUGAACACAGCAAAGUCAUCCUGAAUGUCAACAACUUCAAAACAUUAAAAUGUGAAAAUGCAAUUCAGUGUCAUGAUCCCCACUGUCAGGGGUCAGAAGACUCUGUGGGCAGUGGCUCCCAGAGAGUAAGCAAUAUGCUAGAGGAGAGGGAACCUGCUAGAAGAGAGGUUGAAAGCAGUGUUCUGCAAGGUAACGUUAGAAGUGAAAUGGCAGUGUGUGUGUCAGAGAGUACAGCUUUGAACACAAGCACUCACGCCAGCAGUGGCACAGAACGCAGUGGGGAACAGCCAGGUACGAAGGAACAGUGCCCACAUAAAGAAACUGUGUUCUGCAAAUGCAGCAUUCCUGUUUGUGCUACACAAGGAUUAAACCAGUCUACAGACAUUCCAAGGCCAGAAACAUUACCAGACCAAUCUCCACCUAUUUUCUCCCAUUUUGAAACUAUGAACCAAGGAGUUCAAACACUUGAUCAGAAAGCAGAUGAUGUCCCUGUCUGCCAGACUAACCAAAAGAGACCAGAUAAACACAGAAGUGAAAUUAAAGGUAGGCCCACUACAAAGACACUAGUUGGUAACCACAGAGAGUCCCUCAAAGAGCCUAACAGAGAGAGAAGCCACAGUGGAAAGAAUAGGAUAGUAAAUUCAGGUAGUAGGAACGUGCUGUCUCAUGGUGGUUCAAAGAAAGGGGAUGGCAAAGGAGCCUUUGAAAAUAUUCCUGGUUCUAAAAAGCUCAUGAAUCUGCUAGGUACUACCUGUGCAGACUAUAGAGAGAAGCCUGCACGAAGUGUGCCAGAUAUGAAAGUAUCUAGUACACUUGGUUGUUGUACAAGGCAAGAUGGACCAGCAUUCCAGGAAACCUCCAGCAGUGCCUCGUCCCAGAGAGGACUCAACACUACGUUUUUGGGAACAACUGACCAAGACGCAGGUCUCCCAAGUGCUGCUGCUCCUACCGUAGAGCCUCUUAAAGUGAAAGAAUCACGUGCAGAGAAAGUGUGCAGAUUUCCUAAAGACUGUGCAGCUGAAGGGUGUCCAAAUUCUACCCUUGCCCACGAGGUGGACUCUGUUACAAAUCAUGAACCAGAUAAGAGGGUGCUAGAUAGAAGUGUGUCUGUAAGUUGUAUUCAUCAUGAAGACCAAGCUAGAGGAGGAUCUCUGAGAGGAACCAGAAUGACUGAAAGAUCAAGACUGGAAGUAAAUUCUGAGUGUGGCAACAAAACAGCCUUUGGAAUAUCCUCAAAAGAGCUGGUGUCACCCAGGUGCCAAGAAGACAGCUUAGCUCCCCCACAGAACCUAGAACCCAUGGAAGGAAGGCAUUCCUGUCUGUCUGCUCAAGAAAAUUCAGCAACUGAUACUCAUGGUGAAGAACUAGACCUGAAAAAUAUUUUUAAACCAAAAGAUGAUGAACUACCUUGUGAAAACAUAAAGGGUGACACACCACUGGCUGAGGUUAAGGAAGUACUACCAAGGGCUACAUGUUCUCUUACUGAAAGAGCUAGCGUGCACAUGAGUGUGGAAAAGAACUUUUGCAAAGCUGCCCCCCCUCUUGAGAAUUCCACCGAUAAUCAGUUGCCUUUGACAAUGGAAACAGCAACCAAAGUGAGUAGAGAAGAGCACGGGGGACAUCAAAGGGGUUCACCUCACCACUUAACUGUUGAAGAACUGGAGGAGGCCGCAACCAGAGAAGGUAGGGUUGAUAACUCGCCUGCGAUUUCUCGGACUCACCUGCAAUGCCGGCGGGUCCGUGGUGCUGCUGCUGCUGUGGACCAGGCGUGCUCGCAGGCCGGGGAGCCCGCGCGUGUUAAAGGACCCCCACGUAACGCAUUGCCAGGUGAGAGGCAAAUCAAGAGCCAACCUGUGGCUGCCGAAGACGAGUCUAUCGAGAUGAAAGAAAGCACCCUGGCAAAGCCGGAGAAAGGCACCGUAGCUGAACAGCGUCCGAGGCUGAAAGACCCAAAGGAGGAGCCCUUCUGUCACCCACUGCGGGACCCUGAGCUGAGCACAGGGCUCCAUCUGCCUGAUGCCUCCUGGAAAGAGCCAGCCCCCUGCCCUGCCGAGUGUGAUGAGGCCCCCGGUGUCUUUGGGAGCGCCUCCUCUCGGAAGAGAGCGCUUCCCUUAAAGAAGCAGCCCCAUCGCACUUGUAAGAGAGUUCCCUGUCAAGAGCCGGGCCGGGUGGGAAGAAAAAGAAGUAACAGCAGAGGUUCUGCCUUUGGAAAUAGUUCUGCUAAUCCCAUCCCCACUAAAGCAUACAGACUUCUCAGCCCCGGUGCUGCGCCCGCGCCAUUGGAGCCUGAAGCAGCGUCUGUUAGGAGCUUGCUUAGCCACAUACCAAAGCAGAGGGCUACUCUGUGCCGUUCCUUACGGAGCCUGAGUUGUAGGAAGCCUACCAAAGAAUCCGCCUUACUGACCAGGCUGUCCAUCCUUGCCUCCAAACUAGUCCCGGCCCCCAAGCCCCAGAAACUCCGAUGUCGGCGGUAUUCCUCCGCGCUUGUUCCCGCGGCGAAAAGUUACAAGCACCUCAGAUACAAAAGACUCCUGGAUGGACUUUCAUGCAACGCGGCGCAGCUGGGUCCGUAUGUGGCAGCUGGCGGCUGGGACAGGAGGCCUAACAGUAAGCUCGUCGUACCUUACUCUCCCAAAGCCGUCAGGAUGGGCCUCAUAGAUCUGAGCAACAAGUUGCCGUCGCUGCUGUUGGGCUCCGACGCCUUUCCGUUCUCCUUUCACGUGAAACCGGCCUCGAGCUGCGUGACCGUGACCGAGUCCUCGAGGACUUUCCCUGAGCACUGUGCUCCAGCGAGGCUUGCCUUAGGAGAGGCCUUCCAGUGCCAAGCGCGGCCCCCCAGGUGGGCCUUUUCUCUCUUCUUGUCCCACGGUUGCUCCGGGAUGGCCACAUUCAGGGAAGAGCCUGGCCUCCGCAGUCAGGCCCACACUCAGGCUCCUCCACAGACUGCAGCUCCUCUCCUCGACUAUGGAGACGCUGCCAUAGUCCAGCCCAGAGCAGAGCGCUCUGUCCUUGGCCUUCACACACUUCUAGCACUUUGUUCCCCAGGAUGUUACCGAAUCUGGACAAAAAAACGGAGCUUUUCUAAUCACAUGCCCACCAUGCAGAGACUCUUCUUGACCCAAUUUACACAGGGCUUGAAAGGACUAAGGUCUCCAGCCUCCAUAGCAGACAGAGUCUUCUGUUCUCUGCCCUACUCCGUGGGUAGAGUGCUGUCUGUCUGGAGCCAGCACGGACCGUCCUCCUGCGCCUUCGAGUUGCCUGCUCUUCAUUCCACUUACAAUAGACAGCAAAGUCUGGGAACCACAUGCAGUCACACCAUGUUACCAAACGUGCCUCUUCCUGGCGUGGAAGUUCCAUGUAACGCCAGCAGCGGCCAGGCGAGGCUCGAGCCACCCGUCCCUGCCUUGGUACCAGCGUCUUGCCUGGUAAAAGACCCUGCUGUCAGUAAGCGCCUGCUCUCCGCCUCCGAGUUCCCGGUGCCUGGCUUUGAUGAGCUGGAUGGCGUGACAGCAGCGCGUCCCCGGCCACAGAGCAGCCCUCCGGAGCAGAAAGAGGUUGAGCCAGAGAAGAGACCAAAGAAAGUCUCGCAGAUUCGCAUCCGGAAAACCAUUCCUAAGCCAGAUCCUAACCUUACCCCAAUGGGCCUGCCUCGACCCAAAAGGCUAAAGAAGAAAGAGUUUAGCUUAGAAGAAAUAUAUACAAACAAGAAUUACAAGUCUCCUCCUGCCAACAGGUGUUUAGAGACCAUCUUUGAGGAACCCAAAGAACGAAAUGGUACACUAAUCUCAGUCAGCCAGCAGAAGAGGAAGCGAGUUCUAGAGUUUCAGGACUUUACAGUCCCCCGGAAGAGGAGAGCUCGGGGUAAAGUCAAGCUGGCAGGCAGUUUCACCAGGGCCCAGAAGGCAGCUCUGCAGGGCCAAGAGCUGGAUGCGCUUUUGAUUCAGAAGCUGAUGGAACUGGAGACCUUCUUUGCCAAGGAAGAGGAGGAGCAAGAGCAGUCAGCAGGCUGUUGAGAAGCAAAUCUGCUUCUCAGUUUCAGAUCUUUUCAAACCUCUGUAGAAGAGGUUCUCCAGUUCUGCCCUAUGUCCAAACCACUCAUGAUGCCCAGUCCGUGAAUUUUUACCUGUUUCAUGGGGCAACCUUUUAAGAAACUGGUGAAGAAGGGUCCUCUACUUCUACUGCUGAGUAUAGAACCUCAGGAAUGUUCCCUUUCUCCUGGGAAUGGUCCCAGAUGACAUCUGACCACCUCCUUCUAGUCUCUGCCAUCCAUAGGAGGAAGAAGCCGCGCAUCUUAAGCAACACUAGGAUUGCAGGGACUUGAUAUUUGCACAUCCACAUGAAAGUUCCACUUCGUAUAUGGUGGUGCUAGACCAAGAUUACUUAGAAACGUGGCCUAGGGGAGGGGACCUGGCCUCCCGUCCUGUGUUUCUCACUGGCUCAUUUCAGAAAAGAUGACUGGUGUGUUUUCUGAUCUUUUGACUUCCCAGAAUCUGUUACUCUGGGCGUGCUUGUAUGUGUGCGUGUGUGUGUGCGUAUGCGUGGCUUUUACUCCUGUCUGUAACUGUGGGUCACUAGUGCCAGAGGAGACCGUCCAGGCCCCAAUGUAAGUUGCACUUUUUAAUGCUGUAGUAUUGACGAUUUUCACUUUUAUUCUUUUUUUUUGUUUUUCUAUUAUUGCUGCAUGUUUGGGGCCUUUAAAUGUGAUUUUAAACCAUAUUUUUUAAAAACAUUAAGGAGAAAGAUCAUACAUGUCUUAAGAGACUAUAUAGCAGGCAUUUGACUAGAUGACCAGGGCGUGGAGGGACAUUUUCCCAACUCAAGUGUUUCAGGUCCCUCCCCAUCUCCAACUUCUAGUAUAGCUCAUUAGAGGGAGCACUUUUUUCUUCUGUAUUUUUAGUCCUGCCCACUGAGUUACAUGUAUUUGUUUUAGUGACAUAAGUAAAGGCACAUUUCUUCCCCCGGUUAUUAAAAGAAAAAAGGUUGAAUGUGGUUUUAUCAGAACUGUUGGUGUUUGGUGGAGUUGGGAGUAGUGGCUCAGGUAGUAACAGAGGCUCAGCCGGAGCGUUUGUUGCUGUCAGUGUGGCCUGCUAUAGGAGUGGAGCGUAGGCUAGACCUGGCGAUGCGUUCUUGCAGCAUGAUCCUAGAACUCUACAACCAGCGCUGCCUGAGAAUGCCUCACGUACUCUGCUCCUGUUUCGAGUCUAUGGGAAAUGUCGGUCCACCUCCCGAAGUAACUCAGUUCUGGGGUGGGCCUGCAGGAAUCUAGGCAGCAAGAUGCUGCUGUAUCUGGCCGCAGGCCACAGGUCUCAUUCUUUCCCAGAGACUCUCAUCUGCCUUUGCCCUGCUCGCUCCUCCCCUUUCCCUCUGGUUUCUCUCUUCUCAGUGUUGCCCUUCCAGUAAGAGUUCUGAGGUGUCACUCCUUCACCAGUAAGUAAGAUGCUUAAGCCAGUCUUAGGACAUGGCUCGGCUGCCUCGUCCCCUCCUCCGAGCCGCAGCUGCAGAGGGCGCUGUCAGCUGCAGGCACGAUCCCCGGCUGCCUUGGAGAAGGGUGAGUGGUGUGUCCCAGAGUGUUGGCUGGCUUCCUAGGUUUCUGUGGUGCCUGCUUUGUUCAUGGGUGGCGAUGAGAGGUGUGGCUUGGAGGUCUCCAUGUGCCUUUCCUUUGUAGGUUGCCAGUCUGUGCCACACUGGAACUCAAAUUGACAUGAGCAGGGAGAAGAAAAAGUGCCAUGUCUGUUUUCAGACCCCCUGCCUCAGGUGUUUCAACAAGUGAGAGAAACACCUGGACCCAUGGUGGCUUCAAAGGCCCAGUAAAAUUAGAACAGAGCAGAUUCCCACACUGGUUCUGAAUGGUGGGGCCAGCGUCUCCUGUUUUGUGUACAUCCACUUUGCCCAGACCGUAAGGAUGCACUUGGGCUUCCCCCAGCACCCUCCCUCUCCUCCCCCGGGCUUCUCGCUGUCAUUGUCUGCAGGGAGUGGGAUGAGUGGUGGUGCACAGUGCCCUCGUACAAACAUGUCUAGGGAGCUCCUAUUGGGCAUCUUGCAAACUAGCAAGGGGUUGACAGAGCUGUUUACUGGUCCCACUGGCAGUUUGGCACGGGCAGCGUGGUCACCCAGCGCACCAAAGGUGCUGCCCGUCCCUCUGUGGUUAUCACCAGCAUGACAGACCAUUCAGAUCUGCCCGUUAGCAGUGUGGCUUAAAGGGGAAAGGAUCCGGGCCAUUGGCAUCUCGGAACAGAGGAAUAGAAGAACAGAGGCCCAGCUUCUGCCUUGUCAGGGAAUGUGGGAGGGAAGCUGCUAUGAGGUUCACCCUACCUUGUUCUUGCAAUUCUUGGCCUACUCUUGGGCAAAGGCCCUUCCCCAGCUUCAGGGUUAAGAGAACUGGGCCCCCAUCGCAAACUUAUUCAGCUGAAGUUGAUCCACUGGUUCUAGCUGAGCUCAGCCACACCUGGCUUAGCAUUCAGUUCACACUGACCAGCCAGCCUUAUGGCCAUCACUGUCCUUGGGACGUGUGGUACAUGACCACAGUGGGAGAUGUAAGCUGGUGGCAUGGCACCUGCCACAGUUACAGGAGGUAUGUUCUGUGAUGGCAUUUGGUAUAGUUUUGAGGAUGGAGUUCCACCCCAGGCGGUGAGAAGUGUUCAUUAAGUACGACUUACUCCACUAUAGCUCACGUCCAGAAGUUGAAUGUUUUAGUGAAAAUAGAGAGAGAGAGAGGAGAAAUCUCAGGUCCAAUCAGGGUUCUGCCCAUUUUCUUUUCCAUCUUUCUAAUUACACUAACCUUCCUCAAAUUCAUGUUGGUACCUCUUUUCUAUUUGUUUUUCUUAACUCUACAGUCUCAUGUCUCCAUCAGUUUGGAUGUACCUCAUCACCUGUGAAAGCAGCUUGUGUCUACUUUCCCUUAUUGUCCUUACCUUAAGAGCUAGGCUGAGGGAGAUGAGUGAAAAGAUAUGUAGCGUUUGCCUUACUUGGAGCCUGAAGAGCUCAGAAACUCAUGCUGUGAAUCCUAAAACUGUGCUCCUCCAAGAGCUGUGAAAAUCAUGACUUUUUUUUUUUUCCACGAUUUUGCCUGAAAGGGUCUUUUGUGUGGGCUCCAGAGCCAAUCUAAGGUCAAUUCCGGAUCCCAUUCUGGACACCCUUCCCCUGCCCGCCAGGCCCAGAGCCGCAGCGAGUGUGCGGGACGGUGGCAGCAGGUCCGGGGCUGCGGCGCAGCCACGUGGACACAGCCCUCGCUCGCUCGCUAGGCCGGGGCUCCGUCGCAGCUGUGCCAUGCGCAUUAAGAUCGCAGAAGACCAACUUUUAGGCAGUGAUACUUUUCUCCCAUUACUUGGGAUGGGGGAGGAGAGUAUGCAGUUGGUGCUUUCUUGAAUACCCUUGUCUUGUUUCUUAGGUUUUCCCCUGGUAUCAUGGAAAGGACCUUUCAAAUGACCAUAUUGUAGGUGGCUGUAUCCAAAGUAGAAAUGAUUGGCCCGAUGUGCAGAGUGUGCUUGCCCUGAUUAUCAGGAGAGGACUCCUUGCCUGAACUGUACUUCUGUAUAGAACUUGCCAGCAAAAGAGAUGUCGUUUGUUAAAAUCAAACCUUAAUACUACCAUCUAGCCACACAUGGAGCAGCAAAAGCUACUUUGAUGGUGACGUGAGGGGUCCUUGUGCAGCUGUCAUCCAGUACAGCAUGCUCAGAUUCCAUACUUGCUAAUAAUGGUCUUCACAAGCCCCUGUCUGGUGCUGAAUUGGGUUUGAAUUCCCAACAAGAGGCCUCCACAUCUCCUUCCGCUGAGGUCUGGACCAGUAAAUAGCUGCCUCAAGUGUUCCUCUACCAUCAUGGUCAACAGUAGAAUGAAAUUUGUACAUCUUUGGUAACAUUAGCAUACAUGAUGCCCCUGCAGUUCCUUUUCUGUUUGGUAGUUUGUGACUAAAAUGCCCACUGUUAUGUGUAUUAAUUUAUGAAAAUAAAUUUUUUUUGAAAACCUUUCA
Jaculus jaculus (lesser Egyptian jerboa) is the source of this 10500-nucleotide messenger RNA. It is a transcript of the gene Prr14l, whose product is annotated as proline rich 14 like. The transcript has 9 exons. The record is from RefSeq and is a predicted model, not a curated record. Bases 239 to 6544 code for a protein of 2101 amino acids. Lineage: Eukaryota; Metazoa; Chordata; Mammalia; Rodentia; Dipodidae.